Thyridium curvatum is the source of this 456-nucleotide messenger RNA. RefSeq lists its product as uncharacterized. The record is from RefSeq and is a predicted model, not a curated record. NCBI's taxonomy places the organism in Eukaryota, Fungi, Ascomycota, Sordariomycetes, Thyridiales, Thyridiaceae. Bases 1 to 456 code for a protein of 151 amino acids. The transcript has a single exon.
AUGUCUUCUCUUCGCGAACAAAUGCUCAAGACCCUAACGGGCUACAUCGAUGGCUUCAACACCAACACCCCAGAGGGCGCCAUCGCUUACCGCGGCGCAAACUGCAAGCACCGCACCAUCCCUGAGUCGCCGCAUAUGCCGAUGCGUAGCAACGACGAGUACAAUACAUUCAUGACAUCCACAUUCAUGCUCCUGAAGAACUUCCACCUCAAGGUCACGGACGGCUUGAAGCCCAUCAUCGACGAUGAGGCCCGUACGGGUGUACUGCACAUGACCUCGACGGCCGACACUCCGCUCGGCGCGUACAAGAACCAAUACAUCUUUACUUUCUUCCUGAGCGCGGACGGCACCGAGAUCGAAGAGAUCGUCGAAUGGGUUGACUUGGUUGUUCUGAACGAUUUCAUGCCCAGGCUCAUAGCGUACGCGAUGGAGCAUGCACCCAAACCUGAGGCAUGA